This is a messenger RNA of Danio rerio (zebrafish), 961 nucleotides long. NCBI's taxonomy places the organism in Eukaryota, Metazoa, Chordata, Actinopteri, Cypriniformes, Danionidae. The record is from RefSeq and is a predicted model, not a curated record.
CGUCACUUGAAUAUGUUAGCAUCAUCAUUGUUUGGUUAUUGGAGAGCCAGCCUGAGUGAGCGGAGCGCGCGAACGCUACAAAUACAGGAACGCGCGCACACCUGCGAGCCUGAACACACAGAGAAGAACCUGAACAGCAUCCUGUUAACACCAGCUCAUACUAGUAUUUGGAUAAGGUGUGCGAGGAUGUCCUGCGGCUGGCUGCUCGCGCUGCUCGUCCACGUGCUGCUGCUGCUCGCGUGCCCGAGACUCUCGCGGAGCGCCCUCGACUACUCCUUCACUGACAACAGCGACGCCCAGCCGGAGCGCUACGACAAACGAUAUGAUGAUAUUGAUUACGACAGUUUCGUCGGCCUGAUGGGCAGGAGGAGCACAGGAAUAAAUCGUGAGGCACAUUUGCCAUUUAGACCGAAUAUGAAUGACAUCUUUGUCGGACUGUUAGGACGGAGAAACACUUUGUCGUCUAUGAGAAAAGAAAGGAGAGGGAACAUUUUCUUCAAGGAUGGAAGACUGAGGUUUUGCUGUGGUGUAUGAAGCUUUCUCUACGAACUAAUCCAACAUCACACACACACACACACACACAUGCGCGCGCACACUCACACACACUCCACAUUUCAUCCAUUUUAGUAUUCUUUUGGCUAACCUUUGGUACAGAUUUAACCAAACUUGUGUCAAAUAAAUCUUUUUAAAUAGUUUCUUAAGUAAUAACAGUCCUGUUGUAUUCAGAUGAAUGAAGAUUAAAGCAUGUUGGCCAUAAUUUGUGCAAUAUUGUGCUUGUAACUUUUCAAUUUAAAAACAUUCAUAUUUAAAAUGCUGUAAAAUAUUUGAUUUUAUUCAUCGAUAAUACGACAGUUUACUGUAAAAUAAGUCUUUAUUUUAAGAUGCUGGUUAUCAUUCCUCAGUAACACACUUUUCCUCACACACUCUUUUAUAAAUAAAAGAUUGCUGUGGAUUUACUGUA